This is a messenger RNA of Zerene cesonia (dogface butterfly), 1653 nucleotides long. Its product is annotated as UDP-glucosyltransferase 2-like. The coding region runs from base 1 to 1653 and encodes 550 amino acids. The transcript has 5 exons. NCBI's taxonomy places the organism in Eukaryota, Metazoa, Arthropoda, Insecta, Lepidoptera, Pieridae. Gene Ontology annotation, molecular function: UDP-glycosyltransferase activity. The record is from RefSeq and is a predicted model, not a curated record.
AUGGCUCGAGUGUGGUUCUUAGCUUUGUUUCUAAACAUAAUUUUUUUAAGUGAAUUUCAAUGCGCCAAAAUACUUGCAGUGUUCCCGACUCCCGCUAUAAGUCAUCAAGUGGUUUUCCGCCCUUACAUCCAUGAACUGGUCAAACGUGGCCAUGAAGUCGUCUUGGUUACGCCAGAUCCUGCGUUUCCCAAAGGACAGGCUCCCGCUAACCUCACCGAAAUUGAUGUACACGACAUGUCAUACGCGCAUUGGGAGGAACUUCUGAGCUUACACGACGGUAAGAAGGAAAGUAUACUAAAACAAGCAACAAAAAUAUUCGAAAAAAUAACAUCUGUGUUUGAAAUACAAUUGCAAACACCAGAAUUUCAACGAAUAAUAAAAGAGGAAAAGGAUACCUUUGAUCUGAUAGUACUUGAAGCCUUCUAUCGAUCAGCACUUGGUCUAGGCCAUCUACUGAAGAAGCCAAUUAUACAAUUCAACUCAUUUGGCGCUGCGUCAAUUCAUUUCGACCAGUUUGGAGCUCCCUCGCAUCCGAUUAUCUACCCCACGGCUGCGAAUCAACGAUUAUAUAAUUUGAGUAUGUUGGAAAAAUUGUGGGAAUUUUUUAAAUACUUCAUGGUAGAGUGCUUGCUUAUUUUCACAUACAAUUAUGAUUUUGAUAUGGCGAAAAGAAACUUUGGUGAGGAUAUUCCAAGCUUCGAGGUUUUGCAUGAUAAGUACGUUCACAUGCUGAUAUUAAACGAACAUCAGAUAUGGGCUGAAAAUCAUCCAAUCCCUCCAAAUAUAUUGUUCGUUGGUGGAAUCCACCAAGCACCUGACAAAGCCCUUCCUUCAGAUCUCCAAGAAUAUCUAGAUUCUUCGAAAAACGGUGUCAUAUACAUUAGCUUUGGUACAAGUGUAAGAACAAAAACACUCUCAGUAGAAACAGUGAAGCUGAUGGCGAAAGUAUUUUCGGAAUUACCCUACGAUGUAUUGUGGAAGUGGGAUGAAGAUGAGUUGCCUGGCAGAUCGAGCAAUGUGAAGAUAUCAAAAUGGUUACCCCAGGCUCAAUUACUGAAACAUCCAAACAUAAAACUGUUUGUGACGCAAGGCGGUCUCCAAUCGACGACCGAAACUAUAAAUGCAGCCGUGCCAGUCAUAGGCAUCCCCAUGCUGGGAGACCAGUGGUAUAACACAGAGAAGUAUGGAUAUCACAAGAUUGGUCUGCAACUAGAUAUACAUUCACUAACAGAAGAAACAUUCAAGGAAGCUAUUACAACUGUCAUAGAAAAUAAAAGCUAUAAAGAAAACAUUCUCAGGCUUCGUACUCUUAUGCAAGAUCAUCCAAUCAAGCCACUCGAUUUGGCAAUAUGGUGGACCGAGUACAUUCUUCGUAAUGGCGGGAAACAUUUAAGAUCCCCAGCUGCGAGUGUACCUUGGACCACGUACUAUGAAUUACCCCUAGUUUUUACCAUAUUGUUAAUAUUGUGUAUUUUAAUUUUAUUGUUCAUAUUAAAAUCGCAGGCAUUGCUCUCCGGCGUAGCAUACGCGCCACUACGAAAUUCUCUCAACCCGUUUUGUCGGGUGUUGUUGCUUAUGUAUAUUUCUCUAUCACCCCUAAAAUGGCGGCAGAUACUGCUCGACGUCUCAUGUCGAAAGAAGACAUCAUUUUGA